Cyphellophora attinorum is the source of this 2100-nucleotide messenger RNA. RefSeq lists its product as uncharacterized. The record is from RefSeq and is a predicted model, not a curated record. The coding region runs from base 1 to 2100 and encodes 699 amino acids. Lineage: Eukaryota; Fungi; Ascomycota; Eurotiomycetes; Chaetothyriales; Cyphellophoraceae. The transcript has a single exon.
AUGCCACACACGACAACGAGGGUACAGACUAGAAUGCCCCCAGACAAACAGAAUGCGAAGCCCUUCACCCCGUCGCUCAGCUCGAAUUUCCGGGGUACCAAAAGUCCCUUGACCCCGAGACUUGCUGGCACCGGCCCUGGCUCCGGACAAAGUACGCCUGCGUCUGGACCGCGUCGUGAAGCCUUCGUCAGAUCAAGGUCACCAGGCAAGGAAGAGCAACAGCAGCCGCAGCAACCCAACCUCGGCGGCAACAUCACUCCACGAUCCGCCGCUCGGAAAUCGCGAUUUGGGACAGAAUCACCCUCGACGACACCCACCGCGAACCGGACCAAUGUCGCGAGCCCACCUGUGCAUUCACCGGGUGGUCAGAAUGGCUUGGGCAUCUCCGGCGCUCACGUAAGAGGAGCAACGUCGUUGAACGAAGUCGUGGCCUCAAACGUAUCGCCGUCGCCAUUGUAUACCGCCACGCGAAGGGUUUCAAAUACACAGAGUACUGUGACUACGCAAGACCCUGAAGCCUCGAAGUUCUUUCACGCCAGCGAUGCGCGGCCUACGCAAGCACAACCGCAGCCCAAGCCUGAUCAAGGACGGUUCUUCUAUGUUGGCGGCACAUCUAGCAUAUCAUCGCCCAAGGCAGACCCGCCUGCAGGGGAUGACAAGUUCUUCCAUGCCAGUGACGCCAGGUCGCAGAGCCAGCCAAAGCCGACCCGACCAGAAUUACAUACACGAAGCACGGCAGGAUCAGCGGCUUCACUACGAUCAAUUCAAGCAACAACCACACCACGCAACAACGUGCGCUCGACCUCGCCUGGGAAGACUGUCCAGUCAAGACCGCGGUCAUGGGGCAAAGAUGCGGCGCCCAGGCCGUUGAGUGGUAUCAUGUCGACUGCUACAGCUUCUACGCCGAAUCGACGUGGCAGCGUAGGAAGCAACCUUUCCGCCAGCAAAGAUGUACAGACUGCCCACAAGAAGACGAUGAGUGCCACUUCCGUCACCUCAACACCCACAAGGAAAAUGAGUGGACCACGACCUCUGCUCAUACCAACACUGGAGCAGCGCCUAGGAGAGGCAUUGAGCAAUUCCACGGCCUCGACAAUCUCCCUGCCAAUUCCAACGGCAUCACCAGAGACGUUGAGUGCACGAUCGUUGUCACUAGGCUCGCAGAUCUCAGACCGAUCACUUUCGAACGCCAGACCAUCAGCCGUCCAGCAAUCGCCGGAAGUGGGCACAGUGCCCUCCGUGCCGUCUUCGCCGCGAAAGAGAGUUUCACUGUCACAUUCAGUCGAAACAUCCGCGCUGCCGCCAAAUUCACCACCACUCCCUGCAACCGUUAAGCCUGCAGAUCCAGCUGUCCAAGCCCGCCGAGAACGCAAAGUCCUUGACCUCGAAAUCUCUAAUUCCUCCCUCCUCGCCAUCAACAAGACCCUCGAACGCGAGUUACGCAAACAGAACGGGGAACUCCGCCGGUUCCGCCGCCUGUCUCGCUCCGGUCGGCUCAGUGUUGCGCCCAACAACGCUCGCAAUGUUAGCAACAGCACGCUCGGCACGCUGCCCGAGCUCCAGGACGAAGUGGAAGACGACUCCGAAGACGAAGACGAGCACUCCGACUCCGACGCCUCCUCCUCGGGCGACAAUGACGACCUAGACUCCCUCCGCAGCAAUCACUCAACCGGCGACCUCUCCUCACCGACAAUUGAAACCACGAAACGCGCACGCCAGCGCCGCCGUGACGAAAAGCGCCUGCUCCUCGACCUCCACAAGCAUCAACAAGCACUGCUGGCUUCCCAAAAGCUAAGCCAGAGUAUCCGCCGGUGUCUCCUGUCGACUGAGGAGCUGAUCCGUGAUGGCGAAAAGGCGCUGGAAUACAAGCCGGAUCUGUUGAUCGGCGGGCGGGUUCUCAGUCAUGACGGAGCAUUGCUCAGACCGGGGACGGCGGACUCUGCUGGUGAAGACACGGGAACCGCAACGCCGGCGAUGGUGGCGGAAGAGGGGGCUAAGGGCCUUCUGAGUCCAGGGGUGGAGAUUGGGGACUGGCUCGCCGGCGGCAUGUGGGUGAGUCAGGGAGCCGGGAAGGUCGAGACGAUGGUCGAUGAUGGAUGA